Messenger RNA from Spodoptera litura, 2338 nucleotides. RefSeq names its product Vesicular monoamine transporter. Gene Ontology annotation, biological process: transmembrane transport; aminergic neurotransmitter loading into synaptic vesicle. Gene Ontology annotation, molecular function: serotonin:sodium:chloride symporter activity. The record is from RefSeq and is a predicted model, not a curated record. Gene Ontology annotation, cellular component: synaptic vesicle membrane; terminal bouton. NCBI's taxonomy places the organism in Eukaryota, Metazoa, Arthropoda, Insecta, Lepidoptera, Noctuidae.
UCGCGCGGUAAAGACGUCAGCGGCGGCUCCUAGAAUUAUUUUAUAUAUCAUUUAUUUUCUUAUUAAUUCCAUUAUACUAUUUAAAGAACAAGUUUUAUUAUAUAUAGAGUUUUAGUUUAUUAAAUUAUGCCCGUCUGUGUGUUCAGGAAAGGAGCUUGAAGGAAUAUAACCAAUCACCAUGGGUGUCGCAUCAGACGGUUUCACCAGCCAGUGGGGGGCGAAGAUAGCUGCCCUCAGGGAGUCGAGAAAGCUGGUGCUGGUGAUCGUGGCCAUCGCUCUACUCCUUGACAACAUGUUGCUGACCACCGUCGUACCAAUAAUACCGGAGUUUCUCUACGACAUCCGACACCCAGACGCUCCGCUCUCGAUGUCGCUGGAGGACAUCACGCUAGCCCCUCCCUCCCCCACUCCGUACUGCCCUUGUAUGCAGCCCAACACUACCAGCAUAAUACAAAAUGAUACACAGACACUAAACCUCACGGCACAACGAGAGGAGAGACAUCAGGAGUUGAUCCAUGAGACGGUGGCAGUUGGAGUCAUGUUCGCCAGUAAAGCGCUGGUGCAACUCCUCGCUAACCCCUUCGUUGGCCCACUAACUCACAAGAUCGGCUACAGUAUACCAAUGUUCACUGGGUUUAUCCUCAUGUUCCUGUCCACCCUAAUCUUCGCCUUCGGCCGUUCAUAUUCAGUGCUCUUCAUUGCCCGGGCGCUGCAGGGCAUAGGAUCAUCCUGUUCCUCUGUCUCCGGUAUGGGUAUGCUGGCUGAAAGAUACCCUGAUGAUAAGGAACGUGGCAACGCGAUGGGUAUCGCUCUAGGUGGACUUGCGCUGGGAGUGCUCAUAGGGCCACCGUUUGGCGGUCUCAUGUACGAGUUUGUUGGGAAGACCGCACCGUUCUUGAUGCUCUCCGCUUUGGCAUUGGGUGAUGGAUUGCUUCAGCUGAUGAUCCUGCAACCAGGAGUGGUUCGCCAGGAGUCGGAGCCACCGUCUCUCAAGGCCCUAGUCUCUGAUCCUUACAUUCUCAUUGCGGCAGGAGCCAUCACCUUUGCGAACGUGGGCAUUGCGAUGCUGGAGCCAAGUCUUCCAAUCUGGAUGGCUGACACUAUGGAAGCUCGACGCUGGCAGCAAGGAGUCGCCUUCUUACCGGCCAGCAUCUGCUAUUUGAUCGGUACGAAUCUGUUUGGGCCUCUUGGACACAAGAUGGGGCGAUGGCUGGCGGCUUGUUCUGGCCUUAUCAUCAUUGGAUUGUGUCUUAUCCUGAUCCCCAUGGCUCGCAAACUGGAACACCUGAUUAUCCCCAACGCUGGUCUGGGCUUCGCUAUUGGCAUGGUAGACUCCUCAAUGAUGCCAGAACUUGGAUUCCUGGUGGACAUCCGUCACGCUGCUGUCUACGGAUCUGUAUACGCUAUAGGAGACACCGCUUUCUGUCUAGGAUACGCUGUUGGACCGGCACUCUCAGGAGCCUUGAUGAACAGCAUCGGCUUCGAAUGGAUGCUGGUCAUAAUAGCAGUGCUCAACUUCGGGUACGCUCCCUGUCUUCUGUUCCUGAGGUCACCACCGGCCAGGGAUGAAAAACAGAGCCUAAUAAUAAGCGAAAAAUCAUCAGUCCGUUACGUGAGCUACCAGAACGAAGAAGAAGAAUAAAGCCGCCAUCUUGUCCCGCCAAUAUAUUCCCGCCAUUUUUUGACGUUUACCAAAGACUCGGGAGUUUUUUUUAAUGGGGUUUGCUUAGACGUCAAAGGAGUUGUUAUAGACAAAAUUAAAGUUAAAACUUUUUAAUAUAUUUCUUCUUAUACUGUAGUCUAUUGCCCAAAAAUGUAUAUUUUGAAAUCAUAUCUAAUAUACCUCUAAUAUAUUAUAUUUUGUGUCUGUCUAUGACCUAUAUAUAUACAACUAUUUCUAGACAUCUUCUCUGUAGAUAAGUCGUCUGACCAAUUUUGCUCUUUGACCUAAAACUGUAUACUAUUUAUGGCUUUUAAUAUUAUCUGUAUAUGACUAUGAUUAUGUAUACUUCUGCGAGUUAUAAAAAUAUUUAUGUACCUAAUAUUGUAAUUAUAGGAAAUAUAGCAAUAUUGUCCUGUUACUAAAAAAUAGAAAAAUAAAGAAAUGACCAUAAGCAUACAAAACAUAUUAAAAUGCAUUCUUCAUUACUUUUAACUUGUUUGUGAAUAUCUAAAAAGAAGUAUUUUUCAUAGCAACAAAGGUAAUUUACAAUUUUCUUAAAAAUAUAUACAAAUAGCAAAACAAGAAAGUCUACUCUAUUUCAAAAUAUUACAUCCUCGCAAAUAAUUCUUCUAAAACGAAAAUAUAUAUUUAAAUAGAAUGUCUUAUAUAUGUAAU